Molecule: messenger RNA, 8368 nt
Organism: Scomber scombrus (Atlantic mackerel)
Lineage: Eukaryota; Metazoa; Chordata; Actinopteri; Scombriformes; Scombridae
Gene: dock3
Product: dedicator of cytokinesis 3
Exons: 48
Coding region: 460-6027 (1855 amino acids)
Biological process (GO): small GTPase-mediated signal transduction
Cellular component (GO): cytoplasm; plasma membrane
Molecular function (GO): guanyl-nucleotide exchange factor activity; small GTPase binding
Source: RefSeq, a predicted model, not a curated record
UUUGUCCUCUCUUCUCCCACAUGCUCACGUUUUGCCUCAUGUGGGCUUCUUUUAGCGCUGCAGGAACAGUAGUAUAGCCGCUUUGCAACUUACGUAGGUGAAAUUUUGUCAGAUUUGAAGCAUCGAGGUGCUGCUCAGGUAGUGUGUGUCUGAAGCUGCUAUAAGGUAAAUAAGUUCAAUGCUGUGUGGGAAGUGUAAAGAAUGAACCGACUGAUCUGUCAUCUAUGUUUUGAACUUUGCUCUUUUUUUUAGCAUGUAUCCAGCAGACACUGUGGUCAACAAAGCACAAACCAGGGUGACAGCACGAGACAGCGCCAUGGUGACGGUUGCCGUGUCCCGGUGUCGCACCACCUCUUCAUCAAUCUGAAGAGCUUCACUUACAACAGCAUCAGCGAGGAUGCAGAUGUCUUCUUCUCUCUGUACGACACUCGUGAGGCCAAACAGAUCAGUGAGAAGUUCAUGGUGAAACUGAACAAAAAUGGAGGACCAAAGAAUCCAGAGAAGGUUGAUCGUCUGUGUGCUCUCUUCACGGACCUGAGCAGUAAAGACUUGAAGAGAGACCUGUACAUUGUUGCCCAUGUCAUAAGAACUGGUCGUAUGCUGCUCAAUGACUCAAAGAAAGGCCCUCCUCAUGUUCAGUACAGAAGACCUUAUGGCUGUGCUGUUCUUGCCAUGAGUGACGUUUUCCACACCAUCACAGACCUCAAAGAAGAGAAGGACUUUGUACUCAAAGUUUAUACAUGUAACAAUGAGAAUGAGUGGUAUCAGGUCCACGAGAACAUCAUCCGCAAGUCCAACACCAAGUACUCAGCUCCCAGCACCAACUAUGGCCUCAUCAUUUCUCUGCAGCUGCUGAGGGGUGAGCUCGAGCAGAUCAGACGGGAGAACCAGGCUGUGUUCAACAGGGCCCUGGCACUCACACGCAAACUGGGUUUCCCAGAUGUAAUCCUGCCAGGUGACACUCGCAAUGACCUGUAUCUGACCCUGGAGCGGGGAGAGUUUGAGAGGGGUGGCAAGAGCGUUCAGAAGAACAUUGAAGUGACGCUGUAUGUCCUCUAUGCCGACGGGGACACUCUCAAAGACUGCAUCAGUUUGGGUAGUGGGGAGCCCAACACCAGCGAAUAUCGCUCUUUUGUCCUUUACCACAACAACAGUCCUCGCUGGAGUGAGAUGGUCAAGUUGCCCAUUCCCAUAGAUCGCUUCAGAGGUUCCCACCUACGCUUUGAGUUCAGACACUGCUCCACUAAAGACAAAGGAGAGAAAAAACUGUUUGGUUUUGCCUUCACUCCUCUGAUGAGAGAAGAUGGGACCACUCUGUCAGAUGAGAGCCAUGAGCUGUAUGUGUACAAGUGUGACGAGAAUGCUACCUUCAGUAACCAGGGCCUGUACCUGAGUCUGCCCUGCUGUAAGGAGGACUUCAACAGCUGCCCCAACCUGCCAGCUAACCUGCCCUUCCAGAGAAGCCCUAAAGAGACCUUCUGGGUCUCCACGAUACUCUGCUCCACCAAACUCACACAAAAUGUGGACCUGCUGGCCCUUCUGAACUGGAAGGCCCAUCCAGACAGGGUGUUGGACAUCCUCGGUCGAUUGCGUCAGAUAAGCGGAGAGGAGAUUGUCAAGUUCUUGCGAGAUGUCCUGGAUACGCUCUUCUGUCUUUUAGAUGACAACACUGAUAAAUAUGGACCGCUGGUUUUCCAGUCAUUGGUGUUUAUCAUUAACCUGCUCAGGGACAGCCGUUUCUACCACUUCAGACCUGUCAUGGACUCCUACAUCCAAAACCACUUUGCUGGAGCUUUGGCAUACAAAGAGCUGAUUCGAUGUCUGAAGUGGUACAUGGACCGCUCGGCUGAGGUCGUCCGACAAGACCACAUCCAGGAAGCCAUGAGGGCUCUGGAGUACCUGUUCAAGUUCAUCGUCCAGUCACGCAUCCUGUACUCGAGAGCCACCUGCGGGAUGGAGGAGGAGCAGUUCAGAGCGAGCAUCCAAGAGCUCUUCCAGUCAAUCCGCUUUGUCCUGAGCCUGGACAGUCGCAGCUCAGAGAACCUGGUGUUCACACAGUUUAGGGGUGUGAUCAGCAGCAUGCCUGUCUGUGGUAAUGCUCCAAGGCUCUCAUCCAUCUCAGCAGCGUUGUUGAACAGUUUCCCUGAUAUAUUUGAUGAGCUGCUGCAGAUGUUCACUGUUCAGGAGGUGGCCGAAUAUGUUAGGGGCACCCUUGGGAGCAUGCCCAGCACAGUGGACAUUGGCCAGUCUAUGGAUGUAGUCAAACUGCAGUCCAUUGCUCGUACGGUUGAGAGCCGCCUCUUCUUCUUCCCCGAGUCUCGUAGUAUUUUGCUGCCGGUGGUUCUGCAUCACAUCCACCUGCAUUUGCGCCAGCAGAGGGAGCUGCUCAUCUGUUCUGGGAUCCUGGGCAGCAUCUUUUCAAUAAUCAAGACAAGCGCCAUGGAGUCUUCUGUUCAGGAGGAAGUGGAAAUGAUGGUUGAGAGCCUUCUGGAUGUGCUGCUGCAGACUCUGCUGUCCAUUAUGAGCAAGUCUCACUCUGUGGAGACAUCCAGAGGACAACGCUGUCCCCAGUGCACUGCCGAGAUAACGGGAGAGUACGUUUCCUGUCUUCUCUCCCUGCUCAGACAGAUGACAGAGAUCCAUUUUCACCAUCUACUCAAUAACUUCCACAGCAAGGAGGAGCUGAAGGAGUUCCUGUUGAAGAUAUUCUGCGUGUUCCGCAAUCUGAUGAAACUAACUAUCUUCCCCCGAGACUGGAGUGUCAUGAGGCUUCUAACUAGUCAUAUCAUCAUAGUGACAACACAGUUUCUGUCUCCGGCACUGCACAAGAACUUCUCAGAGGCAGAUUUUGAUUUCAAGGUGUGGAACUCCUUUUUCAGCCUCACUGUACUGUACAUUAACCAGCCCAGUCUGCAGCUGGAGGCACUAGGUCCCACUAAGAGAAAGAAAGUUCUCGACAAGCAUGGAGAUAUGAGAGUGAUGAUGGCAUAUGAACUCUUCAGCAUGUGGCAAAAAUUAGGUGACAACAAGCCCCACUUCAUCCCAGGAAUGAUGGGUCCCUUCCUGGGAGUCACUUUGGUCCCUCAAACUGAAGUUCGAAAUAUAAUGAUUCCAAUUUUCCAUGACAUGAUGAACUGGGAGCAGAGGAAAAAUGGCAACUUCAAACAGGUGGAAGCAGAGCUGAUGGAUAAGCUGGACAGCAUGGUGUCGGAUGGGAAAGGCGAUGAUAAUCACAGAGAGCUCUUCAGUCUUUUGACCCAGUUAUUUGGUCCUUAUCCGAGCCUGCUGGAGAAGAUAGAACAGGAGACCUGGAGGGAAACAGGGAUCUCAUUCGUCACAUCAGUCACAAGACUUGUUGAACGAUUACUGGAUUACAGGGACUGCAUGAAAGGAGAUGAUAUGGAGAACAAGAAAAUUGGCGGUUCUGUCAACCUUAUGAACUUCUACAAAUCAGAGGUCAACAAGGAGGACAUGUACAUCCGUUACAUCCACAAGCUCUGUGACCUGCAUCUCCAAGCAGAAGACUUCACAGAGGCUGCGUUCACGCUGCUGUUGUACUGGGAGCUGCUGCAGUGGGAGGACAGGCCCCUGAGGGAUUUCCUCCACUACCCCUGUCAGAGCGAGUGGCAACGCAAAGAGAAUUUGAGUCGUAAAAUCCUCCACUACUUCAAUAAGGGCAAGUGUUGGGAAUAUGGCAUCUCUCUCUGCCGGGAGCUGGCUUUCCAGUAUGAGACUUUAUAUGAUUAUCAGAGUCUCAGCUGGAUACGGAAAAUGGAGGCGGCGUACUAUGACAACAUUAUUGAACAGCAGAGAAUUGAACCUGAGUUCUUCCGAAUGGGCUUCUAUGGCAGGAAAUUUCCUUUCUUCCUCAGGAACAAGGAGUUUGUCUGUCGAGGUUACGACUACGAACGGCUUGAGGACUUCCAGCAGAGGAUGCUGGGAGAAUUUCCGCAAGCCAUCGCCAUGCAGCAUCCCAACCAACCCGAUGACACCAUCCUGCAGAGUGACGCUCAGUACUUGCAGAUCUAUGCGGUGACUCCAGUGUCAGACAUCUCUGAUGUGCCUCAGCUCGAGCGAGUGCCUGAGAGGAUCAAGAGCUUCUACCGCAUAAACAACGUCAGCCGCUUCCACUAUGACAGGCCUUUCCACAAGGGGCCCAAAGACCGCGAGAAUGAGUUCAGGAGCUUGUGGAUCGAGAGAACAACCCUGAUCCUCUCCCGUCCUCUCCCUGGGAUCUCCCGCUGGGCGGAGGUGGAAAGGAGAGAAGUGAUGGAGGUGAGCCCCCUGGAGAAUGCCAUUUAUGUUGUGGAGAAUAAGACCCAGGAACUUCGGACUCUGAUAAGCCAAUACCAACACAGACAGCAUCAUGGCAACAUCAACCCGCUCAGCAUGUGCCUCAAUGGGGUCAUAGAUGCUGCUGUGAACGGAGGCAUCGCUAGAUAUCAAGAGGCGUUCUUUGAUAAGGAUUACAUCAGCAGUCACCCAGAGGAUACAGAGAGGAUCACACAUCUGAAGGAUCUGAUGCAGGAACAGGUACACAUCCUCGGAGUGGGCCUGGCUGUUCAUGAGAAGCUGGUGCAUCCAGAGAUGCGUCCCCUGCACAAAAAGCUCGUGGACCAGUUCCACAUGAUGAGGACAGGUUUACACCAUUAUAUGGUUGGGACCCAGCAGGUUCCCGGUGUGGACCGUUUUGGACCUGCAGGCUGUCCAGGAGUCAACUCUCCCAGAGGCAUCCUCUCCUCUCACAGCCACAUGAGUCCAGAGAGUGUUCGGCUCAUACACAGACACAGUCCUCUGAACCUGCAGGGUUCGAUCCGUCACUCGUCCUCUUCCCUAUCCUCUCACACAUCGAGUGAGGCAGGAAACCUCGUCAUAAUGACAGACGGCCUGAUGGGGGAGCACCCUGAGGAGGCAAUGCACAUGCAGCCAAGCCCCUCCUCCUCCAGCCUGAGCUCAAUACGCUCCAACUCUUCCCAGAUUAUCAACUCUGCUCCCUCAAGUGCCAGAGGCUCUCCGUCCUUACCUGACAAGGCCAAACACAACCGGGAAGUGAUGAUACUGUUGCCGUCUCAUCGUGAGAGGGCCAACAACUCCAUGUACUACAACAUGGCAGAGAAUGGACAGAACAACCACAUGCAGCGUGCCUUACUUCAACAAGUUAGCCCCUGUAAGCCGUGUGCUGAUCCUCACAUGAAUCUACCAGAGAAAGUCUUUCCUAACGCUCCUAGCAGCUGGAGUCUGGAUGGAGAGAACAGGGAGCAGGUGGCCUACAUGCCAGCCACUGGAGGGGUAAUCAUGCCCCCUGUCCCACCCAGGUCUUUCCCGCCAGGACACUUUCUGAUGCACUGUGAUGCAUAUCACCACCAGAACAGCGACCCUCCCCCUGCCCUGCCCGUUCGUUCACUUCGAAAGUCUCCUCUCCACCCAAUUCCCGGCUCUCCCACCAGUCCUCAGUCAGCUUUGGGGGGCAGUAACUCCACCCUGUCAGGCAGCGCCAGCAGUGGUGUUUCCUCCCUGAGUGAGAGCAACUUUGGAGGCCAGUAUCCAGAUCCCGGCCCGAUCAGGAACGAUGCCUUGGAGCCUCUUCCUAGUCACCUGUGGUCCCCUCCUGAGGAGUACCUGGCUUCUCCCUACCUGCACAUUCACUACGGCGGAUCAGAAAUUGACUCCAUGGACCCGGUCCGCCCUUUCCACUACCGCAGCCCCACUUCACACCCGCACCCACACACUCACCCGCACCCUCAUGCUCACGCCCACCCCGGGAUGGACAGCCACUCCCACGGGCCGCCGCCUCAUCACCAUGCACCCACCCACGGUCCUCAUCACAUCCCCUAUCGCAGGCCUCAGCCUCCAGCCGUCCCACCUAAACCCUACCUGAGAGAGGGCUGCAUUCCAGAGGAGGAGCUGCAGCCUCAGCCCAUCCCACUGCCCCGCAGGAUCUUCCACUCCCCUCACGGCCACAGGGAGGACCAGGCUAAGCACGCCUGGGAGCAGUGCAUCAAUGAGGAGCACGAGGAGGCGCAGUGAUGAGGAGUCUCCGGCUGUGUUUCAGUUAGAGCUUUCUUCUCCUUGUCUUCUUCCCUUCAUUUGCACUGAGUUAAAGUUGCAGUAACAAAAAGGGUCCAAUACGAAGCAGCUGAAGUGUGCUCAGUUGACCUUUCUCGUUCUGUUUUUUAAUUUCAGUGCAAAAGAAGAGAAGAAAAGGACUGAACCUCGAUGAAUCUUCAGCACGAGGCACAAUGUUCCGUCACUGCUCCGUGUGGCUUCUUAGAUAUUAUUAAAAGAAAAUUAUCUGUUGAACAUUAAAACAGAUAACAUUAACUUUGUUCAAAAAUUGAUAUUGAUUGUACACAAUUGUACAACUCGUCUGUGAGCAUGUUUUUUUCAUUUUGAGAAUAAUACAACAACAGUUUUGUGAAAUAUGACAACCAUGACCAUAACUGACAUGAUCCCAGGUGCAGUAUAAGCUCUGAACUCCCUUAAUUUUGCUUGGUCAUUUUCACAACACAAGGCAACUACAGAAGGUUAUUAUUCACAGUGAAGUGACUUCUCUGCUUUCAAUGCUUCAUAUAUAUGAAUCCUUAUUUUGAUAAAUUUGCUACAUUAUAGUGUUUUCAAAAGCUUAUGUCCAUUAUGUUUUUCAAAACACUGUUAAGUGCUCCUUAAUAGUGAAUCAUAUCAAAUGCUGCACUCGUGUUGCUGCCGGGCAGUCAUAAAUGGCAGGUCUUUAAGGUUGGACUUGCAGCUCUCCUUUUGGACCGGCAUCUCAAGGGACAUGAACUUCAGUCACUGACAAUUUCCCAUCCGUACCAAGUGUAUGGAAACCUACGUGAAUGUAUUCAGAUGAGAUGUUCUAUUUGUAUUGCACAAGUUGCAAACCUGGUUUUUGUUUAAGUGCUUUAAGUUCAGUGUAUGUUGAAGAAGUCUCUAUUUGUCUCUUCUGUUUGACAAAGAUAUCUUGAGAGGAAUGAGAGCAUUCGGCAGACUGAGGGGAUUGGUGAAGGGAAACUGAGGACAAUGACAGGCAGCUUUUAACAGACAGCUCCUAAAACCUGUCAUGUUUCAUGUUCAUGUUGAAUGAAGGCGGGAUGGAACCAGGACUCUCCACUUCACACCUCAACCACUUGCUGGACACUGAAAACUUACACCAAUACCAUUCUUGCUCUCUAUCUUUCUUCCUCCAUCUUUUUUCUUCUCUGUUCGGUUGUCAGACUGUGUUAAGCAGUGAGGGCUGAACCUGGACAGCUGCAGUGGCAUUGCGUUGCAUCUGAUGACACUGUCCAACCCCCCCACCCACUGAGUGGCCAGCGUAGAAGCCCACUUAGACCAGUUUGGAAUUGCCUACCUGCCUUAAGUGCACUCAAAUGCAGUUUGACCUCUCAUCUGGACUGAAAAGCUCAUUUAGCAGUGACAGCUGCUGCUCUCCUUUUCAUUCUGUUCACUAUACGCUCCCUGAAGGAAAAAGAUAUCUACUUAUUGAUGUUUUUGUAUGGUUUCGUCCUGCUUUGGUUUCAGAUUGUUGUUUGGUUUGUAGCGCUAAUAUUUCUUAUUCUGCCUGCGGCUCUUUCUCAAUCACCUUCUGUUAUGUGAAAACUAAUGAUGUGUUUCAGAAGAACGCUGACUGAGAGAGAGGUUUGCUUUUUGUGGAGCAGAAGAACAGCGCUGUCUGCUGCGAUGUAGUGGGUUGGAAGGAUAUAGCUAAUAUUUUAACAAUUACUUGUUUUCCUGGUUGUUUUUUUGCAGGUGAAUGCUUUGUGUUACUGUACAUCAAGUUGUCAGCUGACUAGACAACAUCUAUUUUUGUAUGUGAGAUCAUCAGUUGUGUGAACAUAUUUCAGAAACCGUACCGAGACAGAAGGUCCAGGUACUGCAUAGGCUGCUGUACUUUGUAUGGAGAUAACCCUGAUCUUAGAUAUAUACAGUAUGUGUGUAUCUAUUGUGAGUUUGAUGGCACUGAGGAUAACUGGUGACUGAAGUGAUACCCAAAAUAUAGGUACAAUAGAAUUUUUCAAUGUAAAUUCUGUUAUUGUACAUACAGCAGUAUUGUGAAAUAUUUUUGAGAAUUAUUGCAGACACCCCAAAAAGGUUUAUUGUUGUUUUGUGUAUAUACAUGUACUCCAGAGAUCAAUGUAAUUGAUAAAUAUCUAUAAUCAGUGUUUGAAAAAGGAAGAAUUCAUUAGACUGUGGCCGUCUCCACCGUUCUUGACUUUGAGUCUUCUCAUAUAAAUACUUUAUACACUUUUCAAUGUGCUUUCCUGUACAUAUGGUGUUAGCAUGAUCAAACAGUGUUUGGUUGUAAAAGUGGUUUUCCUACUCCCAUAACUGCUGUGGUAUGGAAUUCGUUAACGAUGCCAAACAUUAAAGACAA